This is a messenger RNA of Otolemur garnettii (small-eared galago), 757 nucleotides long. RefSeq names its product alkB homolog 7 (gene ALKBH7). Bases 2 to 694 code for a protein of 230 amino acids. The record is from RefSeq and is a predicted model, not a curated record. The transcript has 4 exons. Gene Ontology annotation, cellular component: mitochondrial matrix. NCBI's taxonomy places the organism in Eukaryota, Metazoa, Chordata, Mammalia, Primates, Galagidae. Gene Ontology annotation, biological process: DNA damage response; fatty acid metabolic process.
AAUGCUUCCACUACCCGGCUCCAGGAGUAUGGCCGGGAGUGGGCGGCUGGCUUUGUGGACACUGCCUGGGCCGCAGUGGAUACGAGGCUCGGGCCCGGCCGUGCUGAACCGCCUGCGGGACGCAGCCGUGGUGCGGCCUGGUUUCCUGAGCGCGGCUGAGGAGGAGACGCUGAGUCAGGAGCUAGAGCCUGAGUUGCGCCGCCGCCGCUACGAAUAUGACCACUGGGACGCGGCCAUCCAUGGUUUCCGAGAGACAGAGAAAUCGCGCUGGACAGAGGCUAGCUGGGCCAUCCUGCAGCGUGUGCAGGGGGCUGCCUUUGGCCCUGGCCAGACUCUGCUCUCCCCAAUUCACGUGCUGGACCUGGAGCCUCAGGGCUACAUCAAGCCUCACGUGGACAGCAUCAAGUUCUGUGGAGCCACUAUCGCUGGCCUGUCUCUCCUGUCCUCCAGUGUCAUGAGGCUGGUGCACACCCAGGAGCCAGGGGAUUGGCUGGAACUCCUGCUGCAGCCAGGCUCCCUCUACAUCCUUAGGGACUCAGCCCGUUAUGACUUUUCCCAUGAGAUCCUUCGGGAUGGAGAGUCCUUUUUUGGGGAGCGACGGAUUCCCCGGAGGCGACGCAUCUCUGUGAUCUGCCGCUCCCUCCCAGAAGGGAUGGAACCAGGGGAGCCCAAACAGCCACCUCCUGCUUGCUAACCCCAAGCUUGUCCCUAAGCUUCCCAGAGACUAUAUUUGUGAAUAAAGUUGGAGAUGGGUGUC